Molecule: messenger RNA, 1933 nt
Organism: Eupeodes corollae
Lineage: Eukaryota; Metazoa; Arthropoda; Insecta; Diptera; Syrphidae
Product: T-box transcription factor TBX6-like
Exons: 5
Coding region: 343-1719 (458 amino acids)
Biological process (GO): heart development; cell fate specification; regulation of transcription by RNA polymerase II
Cellular component (GO): nucleus
Molecular function (GO): RNA polymerase II cis-regulatory region sequence-specific DNA binding; DNA-binding transcription factor activity, RNA polymerase II-specific
Source: RefSeq, a predicted model, not a curated record
AUCAGUGAUCGCAGUCAGGCGGUACAAAAAAAAAAUCUUUAGAAAGAAACUUGCUUCGGAUAUUUGGAAGUAACAGGUCAGUUAAAGGACGAAUGCCGAUUCGUAAAGACGUCGAACUUCGCUCGUUUGUGAAUUAUAUUGUUGAAUGUGAAGACUGAAGAGUGUCGGGACCGGUCGUUGUAGAAAAAAUAUAACAACAUUGAUUUUAUUGAAAAACUUAAAAAGUGAUUGUGAUAAAAAACAAAACUGCCAACUAAAUACAAAAAAAUAAAGAAAGUGGAAAAAUUAAAAAUACGAAAUUAGAAAUACUAAAAAAUAUUGUAUCUAUAACUAAACUUCAUUAUGAUAACAAUGAAUGAAUUUGUGGAUUUACGUAUGCAGCAGCACAUUGCUCAUGAAAUUUAUCGACAUCAGAUAAUGCAAAGGAUUCCUGAUCCUUUUCCACCAUUACUGCCAAUCCCAAUUCCAAGGCAUAUAAUACUUCCUCCUCGAGUUAGCUUACCUGGAGUUGAAGCAACUCUUCAAAAUGAUGAUUUAUGGAAACAAUUUCAUCAAAUCGGAACCGAAAUGAUUAUAACAAAGAGUGGAAGACGGAUGUUUCCAUCGAUGCGCCUGUCAAUAUCCGGUCUUGAAGAAGAAUCGAAUUAUUGUGUUCUCUUGGAAAUGGUUCCUAUUGGUGAUUGUCGAUACAAAUUUUCUGGAUCUCAAUGGGUGCCAGCUGGUGGUGCAGAGCCUCAGAGCCCGCAGAGAAUGUUUUUGCACACAGAUAGCCCGGCUUCGGGAGCACAUUGGCAAGCGCAACCUAUUCUUUUUAACAAAGUUAAGCUAACGAAUAACACCUUGGACAGUAACGGACAUAUUGUCCUUGCUAGCAUGCAUAAAUAUCAACCAAGAAUUCAUAUUAUACGGACAUCGGAUCCUACACAAAUACCGUGGUCACCACAGCAAGCAUUUGUGUUUCCAGAAACAGAAUUUGUUGCCGUUACUGCAUAUCAGAACGACCGAAUCACAAAACUUAAAAUAGACAAUAAUCCAUUUGCAAAGGGAUUUCGGGAAACUGGUCAAUCUCGCUGCAAAAGAAAAAUGUCAUCCUCACCAGAAAUUCGAUGCACUACCAACAAUGACACAUCACCGUUAAAACUAAAUUCCCUACCUAGCACAAGCGGAUGUGACGUGAUGAAUGCAGCAAAUGAAGACGAUCACGAGUCAUCGCCAAAUGUCAAACGAAUGAGAUCGAAUGGCUCAACCUGUUCCAUGUCAUCACUUGAUGAAGUUGGAUUUCCCACAUCGACGACAAGUAGCAAUAGUACAAGUGGAAAAAACUCUCCCAACAUUGAUCUUGUUGGCAAUGAUUUGCAAUCUUACCAGCAUCCAUCACCACGAAUCAAUAUGCCAAACGAUGCGUUGAUGGUUCACAAGAUGCAAACAUUUAUGAAUCCCUCAUUUGCCGACUUGGCUUAUUCGUACUUUGAAAGACCUCAAUAUCCAAUGCAUAUGCAUUCUUUUGGAAUUCAUCACCAACAACCGAAUGAGAUUUCCUUAGAAACUAGUGAUGUAUCUGAAACUGAAAUAUCAAAUGGAGAUGCGCCCAUUAUUGCCCACCAACCAUCAGAGGUUUCACAUUCUGAAGCUGGGGGUGGAGGUGGUGGCGGCGAAUUGCUAAGAGCGACCAAAAGCAAAAAUUUCUCCAUUUCCGCUAUUUUGGGAAGUAAAAGUUAAAAUCAUGAAUAUUGUAUAAAUUAAUGCGAUUUUAUUAAAGUGCAAAUACACAUUUCAUAAAUUAAAGAAGAAAAUUGUAAAUAAAAUAUUAUUAUCAACUCACAAAAAUUGAUGUAGAAGAAUACAUUUCACAGUUCACAGUUUUUUUAUCAAUAAUCUCCCAUAAAUAUAUGUUAGUUAAUUUCAUGUAUAAAUAAUAAAAACUAAAAUUAAA